This is a messenger RNA of Eucalyptus grandis, 2343 nucleotides long. RefSeq names its product kinesin-like protein KIN-10B. The record is from RefSeq and is a predicted model, not a curated record. Gene Ontology annotation, biological process: mitotic spindle organization; microtubule-based movement. Gene Ontology annotation, molecular function: microtubule binding; microtubule motor activity; ATP binding. The coding region runs from base 145 to 2121 and encodes 658 amino acids. Lineage: Eukaryota; Viridiplantae; Streptophyta; Magnoliopsida; Myrtales; Myrtaceae. The transcript is spliced from 13 exons.
ACCCCGAAGGCAUCCGAAGUCUUCAAUUCAAAUCUCCAUCACCUCCAACGGUCCAACUCCCAACUGCUCUGCUCCGUCUCCCGUCCAUCUCUCCCACCUCCUUCCCUCCCGAUUCCUUCAGUUCUCUCGCGAUCUUCGACUCCCAUGGACGCACCGUCCGCGGAUUUACCCUCCAAGGUCCGGGUGGUUGUGCGGGUCCGCCCUUUCCUCCCCCGCGAGGCCGCCGCGACGGAGGGCGAGCCCAUCCCCUGCGCCUCCGUCCUCGAUCGAGCGGGCGGGUCGUUGCCCGACGGCGAAGUCACCGUCCAUCUCAGGGACCAAGCCACGAGUCGGAACGAGCGCUAUAAGCUGGACUCGUUCUUCGGCCAGGAAGACGACAACGUGAGGGAGAUAUUCGACAGAGAAGUGAAGCCCCUGAUUGCUGGCGUUUUCCGUGGGUGCAAUGCUACGGUGUUCGCCUACGGCGCCACCGGCAGCGGUAAAACCUACACGAUGCAGGGUACCAAUGAACUGCCGGGCCUGAUGCUGUUGGCCAUGUCCACGAUUUUGUCCAUGUGUGAGACCGCAGGAAGCACUGCGGAGAUUUCGUACUAUGAGGUCUACAUGGAGAGAUGCUAUGACCUUCUGCAAGAGAAGCCGAAGGAAAUUGUGAUUCUGGACGACAAGGAUGGGCAAAUCCACCUGAAAGGACUCUCGCGGGUCCAUGUCCAAUCAAUGUCUGAGUUUAACGAGGUGUUUGCUAGUGGAAUCCAGAAGCGCAAAGUGGCACACACUGGUUUAAAUGAUAUCUCUAGCAGGAGCCAUGGCGCACUCGUUAUCACUGUCACCACGCCUUGUGGUGAUGAUUCUGAUACUGUAGUCACUGGAAAGUUGAACCUAAUAGAUCUAGCUGGGAACGAAGAUAACAGGAGGACCUGCAACGAGGGAAUCCGUAUGCAGGAGAGCAGCAAGAUAAACCAAUCGCUGUUUGCAUUGUCCAACGUGAUUUAUGCUCUGAACAACAACAAACCUCGCGUGCCCUAUCGAGAGAGCAAGCUGACUAGAAUACUGCAGGACUCUCUUGGCGGAACAAGUCGUGCCAUCAUGGUUGCUUGUUUGAAUCCUGGAGAGUACCAAGAAUCUGUUCAUACUGUGAGCUUGGCAGCUCGGUCACGCCACAUCACUAACUUUAUUCCUUCGGCUCAAAAGCAAGAGACUCCUAAGUUGAAAGUUGACAUGGAGGCAAAACUGCGUGCUUGGCUUGAAUCAAGAGGCAAAACAAAGAGUGCAAGCAGAGUUGGAGCAUUGAAGACGCCAGUUUCUGUCAACAGAACUGCUGAGCAUCAAACUUCUGUUAAAACGAAGGUCAGCUCUAGACAGGAUACUUCUGUCUCCCGAAGGAUCUUGCUGGUCUCCUGCAGAAAUUUAUUCGAUAAUGGAGGUUUGGAGGAAAUGGAUGCAGAGAACCUGCAGUAUAUUCCUGAGCACACGGACAUCAAGGUGAAAGAUGCACUUGAUGCAGUUACUUUGGAAUCAAGAAUAGAUCUCCGAGGUGAGCCAAUGGAAAAGGACAACCGAGCUAGUGCCAAAACAGCCAUCGAUCUCACUGAGUCACAUCGAGUUACCGAUAUGAAAAGUGAAAGGCAGAGCCCACAAAGAAAAGUGCUGUCUCCAGUAGGGAGUAACAAAACGUCUAUCGACUUCAUUGAGUCAUAUCGAGUUACUGAUAUGAAAAGUGAAAGGCAGAGCCCAUUAAGAAAAGCACUCUCCCCAGUAGAUGUAAACAUUGGACAAAGGGCUCCAGUAACAUGCUCCGAGCCAUUCGAGCCACAGACCCCAGUAACAUCUUCCAAGAGCUGCACAAGCAAGCUCCAGAAUGUUGUCACUCCACUUGAUAAAUUUAACGAGUGCAGCUCUUACUUGAAGACCCGACUUAUUAAAGAAUUCAUCGAUGUCUUGAAUGUCGCCAGCAGAGAGGAGCUUCUCGAGCUUAAGGGCAUUGGGCCGAAGAGAGCAGAUUACAUCCUUGAACUCAGAGACUCCGGCCCUUUGAAAUCGUUGGAUGACUUGGAGAAGAUCGGCCUCUCCUCUAAGCAGGUUCAUAACAUGUUUGGUAGAGUCGCGAGAGACGUGUUUGAGUGAUCUAGAAGAUUGGUAACAACCUGUUGUGGAACAUUGCUUCUUGAAUGUCUCUCAAUCUUAUCCCUGUUUUGGGAGAUUGUAAACAAGCCGCGUCUAAGUUGACAAGUGUCUUGAAAUCCGAGAUCAAAAAGGGAUGUAAUGUCACAAUCUCCGUCAAUCCUAUUCUUGAUUCUCAUUAUUUGUUGUGUCCGUCCAUUUUACCCAGAUCACGUGUGUUGACAA